Molecule: messenger RNA, 3169 nt
Organism: Hippocampus comes (tiger tail seahorse)
Lineage: Eukaryota; Metazoa; Chordata; Actinopteri; Syngnathiformes; Syngnathidae
Product: zinc transporter ZIP12
Exons: 11
Coding region: 647-2671 (674 amino acids)
Biological process (GO): zinc ion import across plasma membrane; intracellular monoatomic cation homeostasis
Cellular component (GO): plasma membrane
Molecular function (GO): monoatomic cation:bicarbonate symporter activity; zinc ion transmembrane transporter activity
Source: RefSeq, a predicted model, not a curated record
UCUCUGCCGUUCAGUCACCUCCAAAUUGCCCACUAGGCAACUCUCUCCAUGGCAACUAAUCCUCAAGAGCUUACUUCCAAUAAUUACCCUUUUUUUUUUCCAGGACUCUGAAUUCUACCCACAUAGCCAACGAGUGGGCUUUUAUCACCUUUUGGACAGGUAGAGUUUGGCUUCACAAACAUUCCUCACUUUGCUCGGUCGCUUUGACCCGGAGUGGGAGGAUGUUCAAAAGUGAUUUUCGUGACGAAAAAAAACCAGCACGAGCGGUGAUCAUGAACAAAACCUGAUGUUAAGGACUUUUAGGAGAGAUGUACUUGAUGUACCGUGCCCCAUAAAGCAUUCCCAGUGAUCUCAUUAAGUGAAUUGUUUUUCCCCUUGCCUUGAGUGCCAAACAAUUUUUUUUUCCGAAAUACUAAUUAUGCUUUCCUCCCUCACCCCCCGCCGCCCUCUCCCUGCCCCCGUGGCUCUCUGACUGGCUGCACUAAUCCUUUUGUUGUGGACUGAGGGCCCCGGCUUUUGGCUGCACUGUAAGGGUUAGUUCAAGCGGAGGGUGACCGCCAAGCGCCCCCCCCACCGCCCACCCGUCCCCUUCUUCCGGACUCCGCGUUUGGAUGGUCACCUCAUCUCGGGAAGAUUCGACAGCAACAUGUGCUCCCAGGGAUUUGCAGUUCUUCAUUUUCUGCUUCUGCUGAUGUGUCUGCCCGCAAGAGCGCACGCGGAGUCUAAUCUACAGGACGUCCUCAGAGUCUUGGAUCUACCGUUCGAUCAAGAUGAAGAGGCGCACCUACAGAAAAACCACGUCGGUAUCUUGGUCUCUGCGAUUCUUCUGGCCGUGAAUUGCCCGGAGAGGACGGGUACAUCUCUCACAGUCUGUGAAAAGUGCCUUCCACCGGACGUGGCGCUAUCCGUGGUGGAGGAUGACGGGAAGCCGUUCCUGACCGAGGACGACUUCCAGCGUCUCUCCGCUCUUCUGCUGUAUUACAUUUUAAACCUUCGAGAGCUGUGCCGCUCAUCUCCUUCGGCCACCCGGAGCUACGAGUUUUACCUGCGAGCUCUCACCGAUCUCCACGCAGCGGAGGAAAGCGGUGUCCUCUCGUCGAGUGAACUGGAGGGAAUUCUUCAGAUCAUCAACCAGCACAAAAACCUCUCCAGACAAGAAAGUUCGACUAUGUCCAACCUGCAGUGUAUUGACGCCACGCGUCUGCUCGAAGACGUGAAAGAAGGCGCCACGAUGGCGUCCGCAGCCAAAAUGUCUGCCGCCAUCAUCAGUCACCUCCUGCAGGGUCCCUGUUUCGCUCAGAGGAACCUCCCACCGCCGGCGUUUUUUACCAAUUACAUCUUUCACUCCCUCAAUCGCACCAGUGAACUCCAAGUUUUAGAUCUGGAGGCGCUGCUUCGCCAACUCGGCGUCGGUGGAGAAGGAAUAAAACCGCACGCUCACGGCAGAAAGAGGCGAAGCUCACGGAGCGAGUCGGGGCAUUCGCCAGAGAAUUGCAACCACGAAGCCGGAAACUGGGCGCAGGUGUGUUUUUCAGCCAAUCAGCUGGUGUAUAUUUUUGCUCUGAAUCCACAACUGCCCAUUUCGAAGGAGCACUUUGGACAAAUGUGCCCAGCCAUCAUCCAGCAGUUGCUCGGCAAUGCGUGCGAUUCGGUAGAGCGCAACGUUAAAGGAUCUCCCACCGCGUUUGAGAAGUAUGGCUACAGCACGGCGGCGGUGCUGCUCAUCACUCUGGGAUCCAUGUUAGGCAUCUGCCUGAUCUUCUUCAACUCCUGCCAGGAGACCUACACGCUCAUCUUGCAGCUUUUUGUAGGCCUGGCCGUGGGGACCCUCUCAGGCGAUGCCCUCCUUCACCUCAUCCCGCAGAUCCUCGGCCUCCAUGGACACGAUGAGGAACAGCUCACGGAGCGGACGGACUACCUGUGGAAGAUUGUCGGCGUGGUGGCCGGCAUCUACUGCUUCUUCCUCAUGGAGAGGAUCUUCUCCUUCCUGGUUCCUCCAAACGGACAUGUAAGUUCCCGACAAAAAUGCUUGGAGUUCUCAAAGCACCUUUUGCUUCUUCUCGCCCUUCAGAGCCACUCUCGGGGUAACUGCGAGGGUCCGUCCCAUAGGGGCAAGUCCAUCUCUACCAUACAGCUGCAGGGACCGGUGGAUGAAGACGCAGAAACAUCUCCAGAGCAGAGGCCUUCGGAAAAAAGCCGUGGCGUUCCCCUGCUGGCCGUGAUGGUCAUCGUCGGCGACAGUCUCCAUAACUUUGCUGACGGCCUAGUGGUGGGCGCCGCCUUCUCAUCGUCGCCCGAGACUGGCAUGGCGACGACAGUUGCCAUCUUGUGCCACGAGAUCCCCCACGAGAUGGGAGAUUUUGCGGUGCUCUUGAGCUCCGGACUCCCCGUGAAGACAGCCGUGGUCAUGAAUUUUGUCAGCGCCCUGACGGCCUUCGCGGGCCUCUACAUUGGACUCUUCGUCUCGGCUCAGGCACAGGUGCAGCAGUGGAUCUUUGCAGUGACCGCGGGGAUUUUCCUCUACUUGUCACUAGUGCAGAUGCUUCCCGAGAUGAGUCGCUUGCGGAGCGGACGACCGUUAACUGCCUUCCUUCUGCAGAAUGUUGGCCUCGUGUCAGGUUGGGCCUGUCUCCUGCUGCUUGCACUCUUUGAACAUGAUCUCAAAUUCUAGUAUUAUCAUAAUCACGACAAAUAAAUGUGGAUUUCUUAUGGAGGCGUCUACUUUGCUUACCACCGCGCACCUGAACUUGGUGAGUAGCACAUGUUUGCAAGUGAAAAGAACAUGUGGGAGGAGUCAGCCACUUUUUGCCUAUUUACGACAAACUGAUGAUAUUUGACAUAUUCCUCUCCAUCGGUGUAAUCUCUUGUCUUGAAAAGCCAGAUGUAUUCAUUGGGAUAAUGCACGAGGUUCCACCACCAGAUGGCGUUCCAGUGACACUGCAAGAUGGUCCUCAUAAAAAAAAAAAUAAAAAAAAAAUGCUGAGUUUUUUUUUUCCUAAGUACUUUGGCCAUUUCGAUAUAGCCUUACCUUAAGUACUGUAACAAUAGGUUACUGGGUUGAUGCAAUUGUAUCAUUAAUAUGUUUUUAUAAAACUGUGUAAUGUAAGAAUAUCUGAUAAUACGUCACGGGAUAUAUUCUCUAGAAAUAAAAUUAAUUAGUUUUAUAAAC